AUAGAAAUUCAAAACGACGCGUAUUGUUAUUCACUCCUAAACGAAGUCGUUUCUGAAUAACUACUCUUCUUCUUCCUUCGCCUGUACAAGCCACUCUGAUUGCUCAAGAUUUUUCUAACUUUGCCUUCUGCUCAGCCAUUAACAAAUGAGAAAUCAUGUGAAUCGACCUCCGACACCAGAUGCAGUUGAGGACCAAUCAAAAGAGCCUUCUCUUCAAGAAAUUAUUAACGUUAAGUUGAUCGAGAGUGGAGAAAAAGAGAGGUUAAUGGAACUUCUGCGAGAAAGGCUUGUAGAUUGUGGGUGGAAAGACGAAAUGAAAGCUCUUUCCAGGGCAUAUGUAAAGAAGAAAGGAAGAAAAAAUGUUACUGUGGAUGACCUUGUACAUGUAAUUACACCCAAGGGCAGAGCUUCUGUUCCUGAUGCAGUAAAGGCUGAAUUGUUGCAAAGAAUUCGUAGUUUCCUUGCAUCCGCUGCUCUUUAAAUCUCAGUACAAAUUUUCUAGGGUGGAGUUGUCCUAGAAUUACAAAGAUAUUGCUGGAUCUAUUUGGUGCACUCCCACUUAGUUUUCAGUCGUAGUCUACAGGUUUCUCACAGGGUAGGGAAAGAUGCAUUCACAAUGGAAUAGCAGAAUGCAGCAGCAUGAAGGGGGAGCCCAAAUGUUGAAGAAUGAAGCAAGAGACAGGUUUCAUCUUCAUGUUGAUAUUAGCAUAGGAUUUAAAGUUCAGGUUUUGGUGUUCCUUUGAAUCCUAAUUACCGAUGACAAAGUUAGCAGCUGCUCCAGUGUUAUUUUAAUAAACAUCAACUUGUAAUUUUUUUUUUUUUAAACUGAUAUAAAUUAUAAAGUCCUUUUCACUUACAACAUUAUAAAUCAUACAAAUAAGUUGUUGUAUUAUUUA
Messenger RNA from Mangifera indica (mango), 896 nucleotides. Its product is annotated as transcription and mRNA export factor ENY2-like. The record is from RefSeq and is a predicted model, not a curated record. Gene Ontology annotation, molecular function: transcription coactivator activity; chromatin binding. NCBI's taxonomy places the organism in Eukaryota, Viridiplantae, Streptophyta, Magnoliopsida, Sapindales, Anacardiaceae. Gene Ontology annotation, biological process: poly(A)+ mRNA export from nucleus; positive regulation of DNA-templated transcription; regulation of transcription by RNA polymerase II. Gene Ontology annotation, cellular component: SAGA complex; nuclear pore; DUBm complex. The coding region runs from base 146 to 481 and encodes 111 amino acids. The transcript is spliced from 5 exons.